This is a messenger RNA of Cheilinus undulatus (humphead wrasse), 3673 nucleotides long. It is a transcript of the gene nup133, whose product is annotated as nucleoporin 133. Gene Ontology annotation, cellular component: nuclear pore outer ring. The transcript has 25 exons. The record is from RefSeq and is a predicted model, not a curated record. Lineage: Eukaryota; Metazoa; Chordata; Actinopteri; Labriformes; Labridae. Gene Ontology annotation, biological process: poly(A)+ mRNA export from nucleus; protein import into nucleus; transcription-dependent tethering of RNA polymerase II gene DNA at nuclear periphery. Bases 151 to 3567 code for a protein of 1138 amino acids. Gene Ontology annotation, molecular function: protein binding; structural constituent of nuclear pore.
ACGCACAGUGGUGACGUAGAUGAUGAGCGACGGCACCGCGCGCUGUUUGGAGAAGACUGUCGGCUGUGAGUUGUCGGUGUCGUCGGUAGAUUUAACGGGUUUGUAGUGAAAUCUCUCGACUGUAAGGCAGUGCGGAGUUUCACAGCAGGCAUGUUCAGCCCCCGAGCCGCCCCGAGCUCCGGCCGCAGGCAGCCGGUCAGGACUACCGGGAGGAAGAGCGUGUCUGGAGCGGCCAGCAGCCUGCUGUUCUCCCCGCGGAGGACGCCUCUGUCGGCGAGGUCAACACCCACCAGAGCCCAGAGCCAUGCAGCGACAGAAUCCAUCAACUACGACGUUCAAACUUUCGGCUCAUCGCUGCCUGUUAAAGUGAUGGAGGCGCUGACCAUGGCUGACGCUGAUGACCAGAUCUCUGUGAAGGUGGAUGAGAGUGGCUGGGCCUGGAUGGUCUGUGGAGAGAGACUGAUCAUCUGGAAGAUCUGCCAGACUGCUGUGGCCAAGCUGUCGGUGUGUAAGGAGCUGCAGCUGCCCAGCAGUGAGUACAACUACACGGCCGAACAGGUAGCCGUGGCGUCGGCAGCUCCUCUGGAGACGGCGGCCGUCCAGUCCAUCUCGGUCCUUGCGGUGGCUGCGGAGGGAACAGCACGUUUGUGGCCGAGUAUGUCUCAGGAAGGAAACUACACAGAGACGGACGUGGACCUGGGGGAUCUGUGCAACUUUGUUGUUGCUGUUAGAGGGGGGAGCUUCGUCCUGUCCUCGGUGAAGAAUCGGCUGAUGAGAGCAAGUGUAGAUUCUUCUGGAAAGCUGCAGUACCGAGCCCUACAGCAGGGUCAGGGGAUGCUCUCGGGUAUCGGACGCCGCGUCUCCAGCCUGUUUGGGAUCCUCUCCCCGCCAACCAACGACACGCUCCACAGCGUGCUGUGGGUGGGCGGAGCCAGCAGUCUGUACACGCUGACCAGCUCCAGUCUGAGUAAAUGGGAGCUGGACGACAGCUAUGAACACCAGAUCCUCAGCUGGGACGCACAGAAAGCUCUGACAGAGAGCAUCGCGGACGCCAUCUGGGGCUCAGAGAGCAACUACGAGGAGAUGAAGGAGGGGGUCAACGUGACGUACCUGGAUAUGAAGCUGAGCCAAGCCGGUCUGGUGGUUUUGGCUGCAGCCUGGCAUCCUUCAGACACUCCCUGUCUGGCUUAUUUCUGCCUGAUCACCCUGCAGGACAGCGGAGCCGCCAUCUCUGACCAGUUCACCGUGGAGGUCACCAAGCACAGCGCUCCUUUCCAGAGUGAAGAGGCUCUGCAGGCGACCCGGCUGGUGCUGCCUCGCUCUCCUGGCACCACGGCCUUUCUUUACAACGAGGAGCUGGUGUUCGCCUGCUGGACGGGGACCAGCAGAGGAGGACUACCUGAUGAGAAAAUCAGCUUCAACUCAGCAGGCGAUGGCGUCCGUGGAGGAGGCUGCUGCGCCAACCUGCCCGUGUUUUUCUCCCUGAACAGCGGCCUGGUGGCGGUGGUCGCCCGGGAGAGCGCCUCCAUUCUGCCGGAGACGAUGGAGGACUCGCUGUGCUCCUCGCUGGCUGCAGCUCCAGAGGUUUCAGUGAUGGAGACGCCAAGCCGAGCUGAACCCGUCGCUCAGGAAGACAAAACCAAACUUCUGAAGGCGGCUUUCCUGCAGUUCUGUCGGAACGACCUGGUGGGCGCUCAGACGGUCACAGACGAGCUCUUCCCCGCCGACAGUGACGGGGAGGAAGGAGCCGAGCUGGACGGGGUGGUGACUCAGAUCGAUCUGGACCUGGUGGACGAUUACCCGGCUUCAGACCCACGUUGGGCUGAGUCUGUCCCCGAUGAGAGCGCCGGCUUUCCUCUCACCUCCCUCAUCAUCCUCCACCAGCUGGAGGACAAGAUGAAGGCUCACGGCUGCUUCAUGGACUUCCUGCUCCAGGUGGGUCUGCUGGACCGACUCGGCCAGGUGACGGUGCGCUCGUCUCCCAUGGCAACACGCCUCCUUCUGUGCGAGCACGCUGAGAAGCUCCAGGCGGCCAUGGUGCUGAAGAACCACCACACUAAACACGCCGAGCUGGUGAACAGAGCCAUCGGCAUCGCCCUGCAGAGGAACGGCACCACUGUCCCGCCCAGCCUCACCACCGCCGACGUCUUCUUCAGAGAGGUGUCCCAGAUCUCCUCAGUGUUCGAUUGUCUGCUGGAGGAGGAGGAGCGGAGUCUGAAGGAGAACCCGGUCGACUCGGUGCAGUGGGCAGAAGUUGUCCUCACCGUCAACAACAUCAUCAAGGACGUUCUGCAGGCGGCUGGUCAGUACAGAGAGACAAAGUCAUCUAUGUACAGAGCGUCUGAAAACGCCGCUACAGAGCCCGAGUACAUCCCCUGGACAGCAUCAGGAGGUGUCGGUGGUGUUCGCACCGUCAUCUCCCGCCAGCAUGAGAUCAUCCUGCGCUCUGUGUACCCGCACGCUGACUCAGAGCUGCGCAGCGCCCUCUGUGAGCAGCUGGUGGCGCUGUUGGACAUCUAUUUGAGUGGCUACGUGGCCCAGCUGACGUCUCUGCAGCAGCAGAGGCCCGCAGGAGCCCAACAGGAGCGCUACAACAGCCUGGAGAUGGAGUACAGCCAGCGCCGCUCCGAGCUGCUCGCCCCCCUCUUGGAGCUCGGUCAGUACCAGUGGGUGGCAGCGCUCGCUGAGAAGUACUGCGACUUCGACAUCCUGGUUCAGAUGUGUGAGCAGACCGACAACCAGAGCCGCCUGCAGCACUACAUGACCAAGUUCGCAGACCAGAACUUUGCAGACUUCCUGUUCCGUUGGUACAUGGAGAAGGGGAAGAGAGGGAAGCUGCUGUCUCAGCCGGCCGCUCAGCACGAGCAGCUGGCCAGCUUCCUGCAGUCCCAUCAACACCUGAGCUGGCUGCACCACAUCCACGUCCACGACUACGGCAGCGCUCACAGGACGCUGUACAGUCAGGCCAACAUGGAGACUCGCUACUUUGUGAAGAAGAAGACGCUGCUGGCUCUCAGUAAGCUGACCGCCCUGGCCUCCAACCUUCCUGAGGACGAGCUCAACAAACAGGUCGACGAGAUCGUGGAGCAGGAGCAUUUCCUGUUGCAUCAGGAGACUCUGCCCCGUCAGCUGCUGGAGGAGAAACAACAGAACCCCGACACCAUGCCUCUGCUCAGCGCUCACAACCUCAUACAGCUGUACAUCUGUGACGACAACAGACGAGCCAACGAGUACGACUUCAAAAAGGCGCUGGAUCUCCUGGAGUACGUCGACGAGGAGGAUGAUGUUGACCUGGAGUCGCUGAAAUGUGAGAUCUUUGGAAAAGCGCUCAGGAGAGACGACUGGUCGUCUGCUGACGGGACAGAUGACCCUCUGGAGGCUGCCAAGGACAGCAUCUUCGUCAAAAUCCUCCUCAAACUCAUUCAGGAAGGAGUUCCUCUGCAGACGUACCUGCCUGACGUCAAAGAGCUGCUGGAUCUGGACGAGCUGAGCUCCCUGAAGUCUAAACCGUCGUUUGAAUUUGUUCUUCGAGCGAAUUAUGAACAUUACCUUCAGGCUCAGAUGUGACGACCUCUCAGUCCCGGUAACGCCUCCUGCACUUCAGUUCUCCCUCUUUUAUUUUCAAGAUGUGUUUGACUCUUUUUUCUAAAUAAAUGUGUUCGUAUUUCUGUUA